This is a messenger RNA of Sinocyclocheilus rhinocerous, 4403 nucleotides long. RefSeq names its product histone-lysine N-methyltransferase SETDB1-B-like. The record is from RefSeq and is a predicted model, not a curated record. Gene Ontology annotation, molecular function: protein binding; DNA binding; zinc ion binding. NCBI's taxonomy places the organism in Eukaryota, Metazoa, Chordata, Actinopteri, Cypriniformes, Cyprinidae. The transcript is spliced from 22 exons. Gene Ontology annotation, biological process: heterochromatin organization; negative regulation of gene expression. Gene Ontology annotation, cellular component: nucleus. The coding region runs from base 234 to 3875 and encodes 1213 amino acids.
CCAAUUGGUCAGCUCGUAGCAUCGUCAUCAGCCAAACACAUUCAUUGCGGUUUUGGUGUGCGAGGUGUUCGAGGACUGGAAAAUUUAUGUUCAAAUAAAAACAAUUAUACUAAAAUGCCUCUGGAAUAGGAAAAAGCUGUAAACAUACUAUUGUUGGUUUUCUGUUCAUUUAAUGCACGGCGAAAAGGAGAAAUCCACAAAAGAGCUGGAGGGACACACACAUUAGGGGAGUUAUGGAGGUGGAUGCCAGUUUGACCUCAGGAAUGGAGAUGGAGUUGGAUCCAGAGUUGGAGGAGGAGUUAGGGGUGUCUUUGGACGAGCUGCGCAGUUGGAUCGAGGAGCAGGUGGACAGCAGCGAGGCCGUGAGGCAGAGGAAAGAUCAGCUGGAGCAGCUGCAGGAAUGGGUUGAGCAGAGGGAGAAGGAGGUUGCUGAUACAGAUGCUCUUUGCUCUAAUGCCUCAGAGUCUGUGGUUCAGUGUGAAUCUCUGGUGAAGGAAGUGUACAGUAAGAUGGGUCUGGUGUAUCAUGAGAGCAGCUCAGAGGAUGAGGGAGGAGGCAAGGCAAACACUUCUGAGGUCAUUGAGAUUGACGAUGAUGAUGACGACGAUGUUAUUGCUGUGGGAUGUGUGGUUCCUCCCAAGAAGGUUGUAACUCCCAGCAAGGACCCAGCGUUUAAGGAGGCUUCAGCUGCUCUUCAACGAACAUCUCAGCAGGUGCAGAACCUGGCCCAGUCUGUCAAUAGAACAGCCCCCUCGAGUUUAACACCAGCUAAAGCUGUGGCCCCUCCCACACAAUCCCAUGGUGCUCUAGCUGUUCCAGCAGUGUUUAUGUCCUCAGGCCCAAGGAACGCACCCACUCAACCAAACCCUAAUUUAAAACAGGAUAAUAUCAAGAUCAACAUGACACUGUUGGGUAAAAAACGAACCAAGACGUGGCAUCGUGGAACACUUGUUGCCAUCAAACAAGUGGGGAACAAUUUUAAGUACAAGGUGAAGUUUGAGAAUAAAGGGAAGAGUCUUCUCUCUGGGAACCACGUGGCAUUUGAUUACCACCCAACACUGGAGAGGCUGUUUGUUGGUGCCCGUGUCGUCGCCAGGUACAAGGAUGGCAAUCAAGUCUGGCUCUAUGCAGGCGUAGUCGCUGAGAUGCCCAACAGCAAGAACCGUAUGAGGUUCCUGAUCUUUUUCGAUGAUGGUUAUGCCUCAUAUGUAGGCCUGCCUGAGCUGUACCCGAUCUGCAGACCAUUAAAAAAGACCUGGGAGGAUAUUGAGGAUGCAUCAUGCAGAGAUUUCAUUGAGGAGUACAUCACGUCAUAUCCCAACAGACCCAUGGUGCUGCUGAAGCCAGGGCAAAUCAUAAAGACGGAAUGGGAGGGAACAUGGUGGAAAAGCCGUGUGGAAGAAGUGGAUGGCAGCCUUGUCAAAAUGCUUUUCCUGGAUGAUAAGCGGAGUGAGUGGAUUUAUCGUGGCUCAACAAGACUAGAACCCAUGUUUAAUCUGAAAAUGAACACAGCUAGCAGUCAAGAGAAGAAAAUGGCUGGUCAACAAAGACAGCGUCCCAAUAUGGGAGCAUUGAGGACAAAGGGCCCUGUAGUCCAGUACACUAGUGAAAACAGUACUUCUGCUUCCAGUCGACCUGCAGCCCCACAGAUCCCACCACCUCGGCCAAUGGCUGCUGGACCCCCACAGCCUUCCCGCACAGAGAGUCCUAGUUUAAAGAGUCAAAUGGCUAAAAAGAGCACUGGUUCCGUUGCACUGCAGCCUCGUCAGGUCAUGGCCUCUGACCUCCAGCCCAAAGCACUAAUCGGCACUGUUCACCACACUAAUACCUCCAGGCUCUUUCUUCUGCAGUCUGGACCUGUGCAUACGUUGACGCCAAUCAUACAAGCUCCGCAUAAUUUGCAGACAACUGUGUCAACCUACACAAGUGAGCGUAUUCCUCAGGAGCCAUCGUACCAGGCUCCGAAUGACAGACUCUUCUACCUUACACACAACUGCACACCUGACUGUCUAAAGCGCAUCCGGCCCACCCAUCCCAACCUGCAUCGAGGACGCAACCCACUUCUUACUCCAUUGCUCUACGAGUUUCGCCGCAUGACUGGCCGCAGACGCCUUAACCGCAAGAUGUCAUUCCAUGUCAUCUACAAGUCCCCGUGUGGCUUGAGUCUGAGAAAUAUGGCAGAAAUCCAGCACUACCUCUUCCAGACACACUGUGACUUCAUCUUCUUGGAGAUGUUCUGUCUGGACCCCUAUGUGCUGGUGGAUCGUCGAUUCCAACCCCAGAGGCCAUUCUACUUCAUCCGGGACAUCACAGGCGGUCGCGAAGACAUUCCCUUGUCCUGUGUGAAUGAGAUCGACAACACUCCUCCGCCCAGUGUGGCCUACAGUAAAGAGAGGAUCCCAGCAGAUGGAGUCUUUAUUAACACCAGCUCAGACUUCCUGGUGGGCUGUGACUGCACUGAUGGCUGCAGAGACAAAUCCAAGUGUUCGUGUCAUCAGCUGACUCUGCAGGCUACAGGGUGUGCGCCAGGUGGGCAGAUCAACCCCAAUGCUGGAUACCAUAACAAGAGACUGGAAGAGUGUCUCCCUACAGGGAUGUAUGAAUGUAAUAAGCGCUGCCGCUGUAAUCCGCAGAUGUGCACUAACCGUCUGGUUCAGCACGGUUUGCAGGUCCGACUGCAACUCUUUAAGACCCAAAAUAAAGGCUGGGGCAUUCGUUGCCUUGAUGACGUCGCCAAGGGCUCAUUUGUUUGUAUAUAUGCAGGUAAAAUCCUGACAGAUGACUUUGCCGAUAAAGAAGGUUUGGAAAUGGGUGAUGAAUACUUUGCCAAUCUAGACCACAUUGAGAGCGUGGAGAACUUUAAGGAAGGUUACGAGAGUGAGGCCCACUGCUCCGACAGCGAGGGCAGCGGGGUGGACAUGAGCAGGGUUAAACUACCUGCUUCCUCCCAACACGGUAAAUCCACCACCAAGAUGGAGGAGCGUAACAGCAGCACUACCGGCAAAAGUCAAGACGAUUCAUCUGAAGACAGUGAUGACAAAGACGAAGAGUCUAAUGAGGAUGAGAGUGACAGCUCAGAUGACACAUUUGUGAAAGACACAUAUUACUCCACCAGCUCAGUGUGGAGGAGCUACACCACCCGCAGACAAGCCAAGGGAAUUAAGGAAGAGAGUCAGGACAGUAAGGAUGGACUGAGUGCAUCCACAGGUGAAGAGAGGAAGCCACCUCCAAUGCCAGAGGAGACCGGGAAGAGUAAAGUGGCAUCUUGGCUCACCAGCCAGUCUUCCACUUCUGCAAAUCAGAGCGUCAAGGUGGAGGGAGGGAUAAAGACGGAGAAGAAGGAUGUAAUGACCCUCUCUGACAGUGAUGAUGUGCAGACUAUCAGCUCAGGAUCAGAUGACAACAAGGAGAGGGAGAAAAAGACUCAAGCUGUGGUGAAGAGGCAGGUGGCGGUGAAGUCCACACGUGGCUUUGCUUUGAAGUCCCACAGUCUGAUGGUGAAAACAGGAGGAGGGGGGGCAGGAGGAGGUGGCUCAGGCCCAUCUCAUGGACAGGGAGGUGGCGGGGGCGACAGUGGCCCUAAAAACACCCGCCAGUUCUUUGAUGGGGAAGAAUCCUGUUAUAUCAUUGAUGCCAAACUAGAGGGCAACCUUGGACGCUACCUCAAUCAUAGCUGCAGCCCCAAUCUGUUCGUCCAGAAUGUGUUUGUGGAUACUCAUGAUCUCCGCUUCCCAUGGGUGGCCUUCUUUGCUAGCAAGCGAAUCCGAGCAGGGACGGAGCUGACGUGGGAUUAUAAUUAUGAAGUUGGCAGCGUGGAGGGCAAGGAGCUUCUGUGCUGCUGUGGAUCAACAGAAUGCAGAGGACGACUGCUGUAACACACACGUGCACACACACACACUAAAGGUACCUCCUAUUGUAGACGUGCCAGUGAAACUCUUAUUUGGAGCUCCUGGAAGUUGGAUUUAUCUGGUAAGGUCUGGGCUACUGAUGAGAACUGAACAGACACGGAACAAAAAGGAAUUUGUUCAGGAACUUACUGAAGUUGUAAAAAAAGUGUAUGUAUGCUUGUUUUCAAUUGCCCUGCUUCACAGAGUUCCGGCUUAAACCCUAAACAGGCCCACGGCAUCUAUCAUUAUGGUUUAUGCAAUCCUUUCUGUAAACAGCUGUUUCUUUUUUUUAUACAUCCAUCUCAAUACCCUAAUGUUUUGCUUAGUCAAUCUUUUGCUUUUCUUUUAUAUAUGUAGUUUUGAUGAGGAACCUUUUGUUUGUUUGGUUUUUUUUUCAUUUUACUCAUGGUUUUGUGAUUGUCAUUGUAUGCUACUGUGUAAAUGUGCUUUUGUUUGGUCAACAAGUCUAGGAAAACAGACAAAAUUGUACUUUUGCCGCAAUUUGAAUUAAAGUUC